Messenger RNA from Mauremys reevesii (Reeves's turtle), 918 nucleotides. It is a transcript of the gene TNNT1, whose product is annotated as troponin T1, slow skeletal type. Gene Ontology annotation, molecular function: troponin T binding; tropomyosin binding. The record is from RefSeq and is a predicted model, not a curated record. Gene Ontology annotation, cellular component: troponin complex. Lineage: Eukaryota; Metazoa; Chordata; Testudines; Geoemydidae. Gene Ontology annotation, biological process: regulation of muscle contraction; sarcomere organization; slow-twitch skeletal muscle fiber contraction. The transcript has 14 exons. The coding region runs from base 86 to 880 and encodes 264 amino acids.
CCCACAGCGCAGAGAGCGACUGUGUGGAGCCUGAGGAAGCUUGAACCAACUGCACAUCCCCAGGUGAACCCCAUCAGCCAGCACCAUGUCUGAGGCAGAAGAGGUGGAGUAUGAGGAGGAGCAGCAUGAAGAAGAGGAACAGGCUGAGCAGGCCGAGGAGGAGGAAGUGUCUGAGGAACCCCAGCCGGCCGCAGACCCAGAAGAGGAGCGUCCCAAACCCAGCAGGCCGGUAGUUCCCCAGCUGGCUCCCCCGAAGAUCCCCGAUGGGGAGAGAGUGGACUUUGAUGACAUUCACCGCAAGCGCAUGGAGAAGGACCUGCUGGAGCUGCAGACGCUCAUCGAUGUGCACUUCGAGCAGAGGAAGAAGGAGGAGGAGGAGCUCAUCGGCUUGAUGGAGAGAAUUGAGCGCCGCCGAGCGGAACGGAACGAGCAGGUGCGGUUCCGGACCGAGAAGGAGCGGGAACGCCAGGCCAAGCUAGCGGAGGAGAAGCUGCGCAAGGAGGAGGAGGAGGCCAAGAAACGGGCCGAAGACGACGCCAAGAAGAAGAAGGUUCUGUCCACCAUGCCGCAUUUCGGGGGCUAUCUGGUCAAGGCCGAGCAGAAGCGGGGCAAGCGGCAGACGGGGCGGGAGAUGAAGAACCGGAUCUUGGCCGAGCGACGGAAGCCCCUAAACAUCGAUAGCAUGCGGGAGGAUGAGCUGAGGGACAAGGCCAAGGAGCUGCACGACUGGAUCCACCAGCUGGAGUCGGAGAAGUUUGACCUCACGGAGAAACUCAAGCGCCAGAAAUACGAGAUUAACAUCCUGUACAACAGCAUCAGCCACGCCCAGAAAUUCAAGAAGGGGGCCCCCAAGGCCCGCCUGGGCGGCCGCUGGAAAUGAGCCCGGAGCCGGAGCAGCCUCGGCCCCCGGCCCACGCC